Messenger RNA from Xiphias gladius (swordfish), 1564 nucleotides. Its product is annotated as tubulin beta chain-like. The coding region runs from base 152 to 1486 and encodes 444 amino acids. The transcript has 5 exons. The record is from RefSeq and is a predicted model, not a curated record. NCBI's taxonomy places the organism in Eukaryota, Metazoa, Chordata, Actinopteri, Istiophoriformes, Xiphiidae. Gene Ontology annotation, biological process: microtubule cytoskeleton organization; mitotic cell cycle. Gene Ontology annotation, cellular component: cytoplasm; microtubule. Gene Ontology annotation, molecular function: structural constituent of cytoskeleton; GTP binding; GTPase activity.
GAAACUCUGCCCCAGCCCCCCCUGCGGGAGCCGCAGCGGUGCGCUGAGCCUGCACGUCGCCCGCCGGAGUCCGUCUGUGGUCGGUCAGUAGGUCAGAAGCUGCCCCGCUCUAUCUCCAGCCCUUCGCUUCCACCGAUAACCAGCAGCCGUCAUGAGGGAGAUCGUGCACAUCCAGGCCGGCCAGUGCGGGAACCAGAUUGGUGCAAAGUUCUGGGAGGUGAUCAGCGACGAGCACGGCAUCGACCCAACAGGAACCUACCACGGAGACAGCGACUUACAGCUGGACAGGAUCAGCGUGUAUUACAAUGAAGCCACCGGUGGGAAGUAUGUGCCCAGAGCCAUCCUAGUUGAUCUGGAACCAGGCACCAUGGACUCAGUCCGCUCUGGACCCUUUGGGCAAAUCUUCAGACCUGACAACUUUGUCUUUGGUCAAAGUGGAGCAGGAAACAACUGGGCCAAGGGUCACUACACAGAGGGGGCAGAGCUGGUGGACUCGGUCCUGGAUGUGGUGAGGAAAGAGGCUGAGAGCUGUGAGUGCCUGCAGGGCUUCCAGCUCACACACUCCCUGGGAGGAGGCACCGGCUCCGGCAUGGGCACCCUGCUCAUCAGCAAGAUCAGAGAGGAGUACCCCGACCGCAUCAUGAACACCUUCAGUGUGGUGCCCUCUCCGAAGGUAUCGGAUACCGUGGUUGAGCCGUACAAUGCCACGCUGUCAGUCCACCAGCUGGUAGAAAAUACAGAUGAGACCUACUGCAUUGACAACGAAGCCCUUUAUGACAUUUGCUUCCGCACUCUCAAACUCACUACGCCCACCUAUGGCGACCUCAACCACCUGGUUUCAGCCACCAUGAGCGGCGUGACCACCUGCCUGCGUUUCCCCGGCCAGCUGAACGCCGAUCUUAGGAAACUGGCCGUCAACAUGGUGCCCUUCCCCCGUCUCCACUUCUUCAUGCCCGGCUUUGCCCCUCUCACCAGCCGAGGGAGCCAGCAGUACCGCGCGCUGACGGUCCCCGAGCUCACCCAGCAGGUGUUCGACUCCAAAAACAUGAUGGCGGCUUGCGACCCUCGCCACGGACGCUACCUGACGGUGGCUGCCGUGUUCCGGGGCCGCAUGUCCAUGAAGGAGGUGGACGAACAGAUGCUGAACGUUCAAAACAAGAACAGCAGCUACUUCGUGGAGUGGAUCCCCAACAACGUCAAGACGGCCGUCUGCGACAUCCCGCCACGCGGCCUCAAGAUGGCCGUCACCUUCAUCGGCAACAGCACAGCCAUCCAGGAGCUGUUCAAACGCAUAUCUGAGCAGUUCACUGCCAUGUUCCGCCGCAAGGCCUUCCUCCACUGGUACACCGGCGAGGGCAUGGACGAGAUGGAGUUCACCGAGGCAGAGAGCAACAUGAACGACCUGGUGUCCGAGUACCAGCAGUACCAGGACGCCACGGCCGAGGAGGAGGGAGAGUUUGAGGAAGAGGUGGAGGAGGAUGCCUAAAAAAUGAGCUGAAGACAGAAGUCCAUAGGUCCAUAAACCAAAAAGAACAGAAAAUCUCAAAAAAAAAAAAAGAGAAAA